UGUGUACAGACAAUCUAUAUUACUGAUAAAACUAGCAAUGAAACUUUUGAAGGAUUAAAGACCUGUAAGUGAAAAUGCUCCCAGGCCUACCAAUGGCAAUGUCAUUGUGGUAGACGUGGACUGGAAUACACACUACAUUUUCUACGCUCCCAUUACAAUCAUAAAAUGCCAGUGCCAUCCGCUACGUAUCUCAAUCUCACGGCACUAUGUCGAAGGAUUCGCUACACUUUCUGCUUGCUACAUACAACCCCCCUGAAGAUUACUCGACAUAUCUUCAAUUACUACAGGCCUGUAAUCUGAAGAAUGCGCUAUCACAAGCGAAAAAAGUCCACUCUUUCAUCGCUCACAGGCGAUUUGCAUUCGCUACACACACAGCUUUUCGUAAUAAGCUUAUUUCGAUGUAUGUCAAGUGCGGAAGUUUAGUGGACGCUAGGAAAGUCUUUGACCACAUGAAAGAACGAGACUGCGUCUCAUGGAAUACGAUUAUUGCAGCGUACAGAAGACAUGGGUAUCCUCACGACGCAGUUAUACUGUUUCACCAAAUGCAACAAAGAGGUUUCCAACCUGAUCAGUAUACUUUUGCCAGCAUCCUCCCCGCCUGUGCCAAAAUGGGAGAUUUGGAACAGGGUAUUCACAUCCAUCAAAGCAUAAAGGAUAAAGGAAUUUUGUCCGAUGUUGUCGUUGCAAGUGCACUGGUAGACAUGUAUGCAAAAUGUGGAAGCAUAGGCAAGGCACGUGAAGUGUUUGACAAAAUGCCUGAAAGAAAUGUCUUCUCAUGGAAUGCAAUGAUAUCAGGAUAUGCUCAAAAUGGAUUUGUUGAAUUGGUUUUAGAAACUUUCGAGCAAAUGCAAUCGGCAGGGGUAAAUCCAAAUUCCACAACGUUCGCCAGCAUCUUCCCUGCCUGUGCCAAACUAGGAGCUUUGGAGCAGGGUAUGGAUAUUCAUCAAAGCAUAAAAGAUAUAGAAAUUUUGUCAAAUGUAAUAGUUGCAACUGCUUUGGUAGAUAUGUAUGCCAAAUGCGGAAGCAUAGAGAAGGCACGUGAACUGUUUGAUAGAAUGCCUCAGCGAAAUGUAGUUUCAUGGACUGCAAUGAUUGCAGGAUAUGCACAAAAUGGAUUUGUUGAAAAAGCCUUUGAAACUUUCAAGCAAAUGCAAUUGGCAGGUGUAAAACCAAAUUCCAUAACCUUUGCCAACAUCCUCCCUGUGUGUGCCAAAAUGGGAGCUUUGGAAGAAGGUAUCAACAUCCAUCAAAGCAUAAAGGAAGUAGGAUCAUUAUCAGAUGUUAUGGUUGCAACAGCCCUGGUAGACAUGUAUGCAAAAUGCGGAAGCAUAGACAAGGCACAUGAAUUGUUUGACAGUAUGCCUCAAAAAGACGUCAUCUCAUGGAAUGCAAUGAUUACAGGGUAUGCACAAAAUGGAUUUGCUGAAAAAGCUUUAGAAACUUUCAAGAAAAUGCAACUGGCAGGUGUAAAGCCAAAUUCCACAACCUAUGCCAGCAUCCUCUCUGCCUGUGCCAUUUUGGGAACUUUAAAACAGGGUAUGGACAUCCUUCAAAGCAUAAAUGAUAGAGAAAUUUUGUCAGACAUUGUAGUUGCGACUGCCCUGGUAGACAUGUACGCGAAGUGUGGAAGCAUAGACAAGGCAUGUGAGAUUUUUGACAGAAUGCCUCAAAGAGAUGUCAUCUCAUGGAAUGCAAUGAUUGCAGGAUAUGCACAAAAUGGAUCUGUUGAAAAGGCUUUAGGAACUUUCAAGCAAAUGCAAUUGGCAGGUGUAAAUCCAAAUUCAACAACCUUUGUCAGCAUCUUCUCUACCUGUGCCAAAAUGGGAGCUUUGGAACAGGGUAUGGGCAUCCAUCAAAGCAUAAAGGAUAGAGGAAUGUUGUCAGAUGUGGUAGUUGCAGCUGCCCUGGUAGACAUGCAUGCACAAUGUGGAAGCAUAGACAAGGCACGUGAACUGUUUGAAAAAAUGCCUCAAAGAAAUGUUGUCUCAUGGAAUGCCAUGAUUGCAGGAUAUGCACAAAAUGGAUUUGUUAGAAACGCUUUACAAACUUUCAAGAAAAUGCAGGUUGCAGGUGUAAAGCCAAAUUCCACAACCUUUUCCAGCAUCCUUCCUGCCUGUGCUAAAAUGGGAGCUUUAGAACAGGGUAUGGACAUCCACCGGAGUAUAAUGGAAGGAGGAUUUUUGUCGGAUAUUAUAGUUGGAAAUGCCCUAGUUGACAUGUAUGCAAAAUGUGGAUGCAUAGACAAGGCAUAUGAACAGUUUGACAGAAUGCGUCAAAGAGAUGUCAUCUCAUGGACUACAAUGAUUGCAGGAUAUGCACAAAAUGGAUAUGUUGAAAAAGCUUUAGAAACUUUCAAGCAAAUGCAAUUGGCAGGUGUAAAGCCAAAUUCCACAACCUUUGCCAACAUCUUCCCUGCCUGUGCUAAAAUAGGAGUUGUAGAACAGGGAAUGGAUAUCCAUCAAAGCAUAAAGGAUAAAGAAAUUUUGUCAGAUGUUGUAGUUGCAACUACCCUGGUAGACAUGUAUGCAAAGUGUGGAAGCAUAGAAAAGGCACGUGAACUGUUUGACAGAAUGCCUCAAAGAGAUGUCAUCUCAUGGAAUGCAAUGAUUGCAGGAUAUGCACAAAAUGGAUUUAUUGAAAAGGCUUUAGAAGUUUAUAAGCAAAUGCAAUUGGCAGGUGUAAAGCCAAAUUGCAUAACCUUUGCCAGCAUUCUCCCUGCCUGUGCCAAUUUGGGUGCUUUGGAAAAGGGUAUGGACAUCCAUGAAAGCAUAAAGGAUAGAGGAAUUUUGUCAGAUGUUGUAGUUGCAACUGCCCUAUUAGACAUGUAUGCAAAAUGUGGAAGCAUAGACAAAGCACGCGAACUGUUUGACAGGAUGCCUGAAAGGGAUGUCAUUUCAUGGAACGCAAUGAUUGCAGGAUAUGCACAAAAUGGAUUUGUUGAAAAGGCUUUAGAAACUUUCCAACAAAUGCAAUUGGCAUGUGUAAAGCCCAAUUCAACAAGCUUUGCCAACAUUCUCCCUGCCUGUGCCAAGAUUGGAGCUUUUGAACAAGGUGUAGACAUCCAUCGAAGCAUAAUGGAAGGAGGCUUUUUGUCAGAUAUUAUUGUUGGGAAUGCUCUGGUAGACAUGUAUGCAAAAUGUGGAAGCAUAGAGAAGGCACAUGAACUGUUUAAGAGAAUGCCUCAAAGAGAUGUCAUCUCAUGGACUGCAAUGGUUGCAGGAUAUGCACAAAAUGGAUUUGUCGAAAAAGCUUUAGAAACUUUCAAGCAAAUGCAAUUGGCAGGUGUAAACCCAAAUUCCACAACCUUUGCCAGCAUCCUUCCUGCUUGUGCCAAAAUGGGAGCACUGGAACAGGGUAUGGACAUCCAUCAAAGCAUAAUGGUUGGGGGAAUUUUGUCAGAUGUAGUAGUUGCAACUGCCUUGGUAGAUAUGUAUGCAAAAUGUGGAAGCAUAGACAAGGCACGUGAACUGUUUGACAGAAUGCCUCAAAGAGACAUCAUCGCAUGGAAUGCUAUGAUUGCAGGAUAUGCACAAAAUGGAUUUUGCAAGGAUGCACUCAAAAUCUUUGAAUUAAUGAAGCACUCUGGAACAAAUCCUGGCAUUGUAAGCUUUGCUUGUGUUCUAUAUGCAUGCAGCCAUGCAGGUUUAGUGGAUGAGGGCUGUAUGUACUUCAAUUACAUGAGUAACCCUUAUAGCAUUACAGCUACAGUUGAUCAUUAUGUGUGCAUGGUUGACCUUCUUGCCCGUGCUGGCUAUCUAGAGGAUACCCUAAACUUUAUCAUUAAGAUGCCAGUUAAACCUGUGGUGAUUGUGUGGAUGUGUUUUCUUGGUGCCUGUAGAUCACAUAUGAAUAUAGGUUUAGGAGUAUUUACAGCAACACUGCUUUUUGAUCUGGAUCCUAAAAAUUCUGCCACUUAUGUUCUUCUCUCAAACAUCUAUGCAGAACUGGGCAGGUGGGGUGAGGUUCAAAUGGUAAGGAGAUUGAUGAAAGAUAGAGGAAUUAAAAAGAUACCUGGAUGUAGUUGGAUUGAAGGCCAUAAAAUGGUACAUGUUUUUCAUGCAGGAGACAGAUCACAUCCACAGACACAGGAGAUCCAUGAAAAGUUGGAGAAAUUGGCUUUGGAGAUGAAGGCAGCAGGGUUUCUUCCAGAUUCAAGACAUUUACUCAAUGAUGUGGAGAAUGAGGAAAAAGAAUUAUUUUUAUGCUACCAUAGUGAAAAAUUGGCAAUUGCAUUUGGUUUUUUAAACAUGCCCCCUAGAACAACUAUUAGAGUUGUUAAGAACCUUCGAGUAUGUGGUGAUUGCCACACUGCAAUAAAAUUUAUCUCCAAGAUUGUUGCAAGAGAAAUUGUCGUGAGAGAUGCAAACCGUUUUCAUCAUUUUAAACAGGGACAAUGCUCUUGUGGAGAUUAUUGGUGAUGCUAAAUGAAGCAAUCUGAAAAAUAAGCUUGCACUAUAAUAAUGCGCAGUGUCAAACCUGCAGUAAUAACGAAGAGACAGGAGUUUAUUUUCA
Molecule: messenger RNA, 4512 nt
Organism: Cryptomeria japonica (Japanese cedar)
Lineage: Eukaryota; Viridiplantae; Streptophyta; Pinopsida; Cupressales; Cupressaceae
Product: pentatricopeptide repeat-containing protein At1g11290, chloroplastic-like
Exons: 1
Coding region: 207-4418 (1403 amino acids)
Biological process (GO): RNA modification
Cellular component (GO): intracellular membrane-bounded organelle
Molecular function (GO): zinc ion binding; RNA binding; protein binding
Source: RefSeq, a predicted model, not a curated record